Molecule: messenger RNA, 3311 nt
Organism: Pungitius pungitius (ninespine stickleback)
Lineage: Eukaryota; Metazoa; Chordata; Actinopteri; Perciformes; Gasterosteidae
Gene: amph
Product: amphiphysin
Exons: 22
Coding region: 66-2420 (784 amino acids)
Biological process (GO): synaptic vesicle endocytosis
Cellular component (GO): cytoplasm; synaptic vesicle; plasma membrane
Molecular function (GO): protein binding; phospholipid binding
Source: RefSeq, a predicted model, not a curated record
CCCCCCCCCCGUCAGUUGGUGUCUCUUUCUAGUUGUUAAUCCGCCUAUCUCUCUCCGCAGGCAUCAUGGCGGAAAUUAAAACCGGGAUCUUUGCUAAAAACGUGCAGAAAAGGCUGAACCGCGCGCAGGAGAAGGUGCUCCAGAAACUGGGAAAAGCAGAUGAGACCAAAGAUGAGCUGUUUGAACAAGUGGUCGUCAACUUCAGGAGACAGGAGUCUGAAGGUUCGCGGCUGCAGAGGGAAAUGAAGGCCUACAUGUCUGCCAUUAAAGGGAUGCAGCAGGCCUCCAUCAACUUGACCCAGUCACUGCAUGAAGUCUAUGAACCAGACUGGCACGGAAAAGAUGACAUCAUGGUCAUUGGAAAGGACUGUGACGCAAUGUGGGAAGACUUUCAUAACAAGCUGGUGGACUCGACGUUGCUGAACCUGGACGAGUACCUGCUACAGUUUCCUGACCUCAAAACCCGUGUGGCCAAAAGAAGCCGCAAACUGAUCGACUACGACAGUGCUCGUCAUCACGUGGAAACACUGCAGUUGUCAGGCAUGAAAAAUGACCGCAAGGUGAUGAAGGCAGAUGAAGAGUUGAAAAAGGCGCAGAAAGUGUUUGAUGAGUUGAACGUUGGCCUGCAGGAUGAACUACCGACUCUCUGGGACAGCCGCGUUGGAUUCUACAUCAGCACCUAUAAGAGUGUGACCAAUCUGGAGGCCAAAUUUCACCGCGAGAUCUCUCAGGUAUGCAGGCAGCUGUAUGAGGUGAUGACACAACUGGCCGAGCAGCACUCUGACAAAAUGUUCACCAUUCAAGGAGCACCAAGUGAUUCAGGACCACUAAGACUCGCCAGGACCCCGUCACCAACAGACGACGAGAGUCCACCUGAGAGUCCAGAUGCCAUCCCUAAUCACAUGCUCCGCCCCGUCUCCCCCGGACCACCGCGGCCCAAAUCCCCUUUACAGCUUAAAAAGGGGCCGCCGGUACCUCCACCACCAAAAGCCACACCUACCAAGGAGGUGGCAGAGGAGCAGAUCAUCAACCUAUUUGGAGGUGAUUUUUUACCAGCACCUUCCCUAUCACAGCCUAAUGAAAGACCAGGAGAAUCUCUUCUCGACAUGGACUUCGAUGCUUUUCAGCCAGAUGAAAGUGUUUCUCCAAUACCGCAGACAGCUGUGCCUUGGGACAUGUGGGCUGCAAAUGCGCAAACAGCUGAAUCGCAGGCUGCAGACACCAACUUCGUCGCCGACUGGUCUGCUGACUUCGGUUCUUUGCCGGCAAAUGAAGACACUCCUCCGGCAGUGGAUGCCCCCGCUGUAGGGCUGGAGGGGGCACGGGGGGAGGUACAGGGGGGGACCCAGGACUUGCCCCAGACAGACGGCUGGCAGCCAGGUGCAGACACGGCCACCCCUCCCCGGGACAGAGAGGUAGCCACAGCCGCUGAAGAUGAGGUGAUCAAUACAUUUACCGGAUUCCCACAGGAGACCACUGGUCAAUCGUUCUUUGCUGAUUUUGAUGAGAUGAAUGAAGGUCCUGCAGACUCAAAAGGUCCUCCAGAAGCUUUAGUUAGAGAAGCUGCUGAUGAACAAGACAAGGCUCCAUCUGCCCUCGAGGGUGAGAAGUCUUCAUCUCCUCCUGCUGGUGAGGGUCCUUCAUCUCCUCCUGCUGGUGAGGGUCCUUCAUCUCCUCCUGCUGGUGAGGGUCCUUCAUCUCCUCCUGCUGGUGAGGGUCCUUCAUCUCCUCCCGCUGGUGAGGGUCCUUCAUCUCCUCCCGCUGGUGAGGGUCCUUCAUCUCCUCCCGCUGGUGAGGGUCCUUCAUCUCCUCCUGCUGGUGAAAAGUCUUCAUCUCCUCCCGCUGGUGAGCAUCCUCCAGCUCCCUCUUCCGGCGAGGAGCUUCCUACAAGAGAGGAGGUGGAGGAACUUGGAGGGCCCUCUGUUGGUGAGGAGGAUCCUCCAGAAGGUUCUAGCAACAAAAGCAAGCCUGAUGUUGCUCCUGACAACAAUGCUAAAACAUUACCUGUUGAAGCAAUUCCAUCGGAACAAAUGCCGAUACCAUCCGUGGUCAUCGAGCCUGCCUCCAGCAACGAAGGAGACGAUGACCGGGAUGCUGACAUCAUCUCUCCCACAGCCAUCGGCGACAAUGGUGUCACCCCUGAGAACCAGAAGGUCAAACACAUGAGUCCGUCUGGUGGAGUGUCAGGACUCCCGGAUGAUUUCCUUUACAAGGUGGAGACGAUGCAUGACUUUGAGGCAGCAAAUUCGGAUGAGCUGGAACUGAGAAGAGGUGACGUGGUGUUGGUGGUUCCCACUGCCUCGGCGGAGGAUCAGGAUGCCGGCUGGCUCACAGGAAUCAGAGAAAGUGAGUGGUCGGCGCUCGGCUCCGGCGCUCACCGAGGACUCUUCCCGGACAACUUCACACAGCGGUUGGAGUGAAAAGUCUCGUUCGACCCGUCCGCGCCCCGAGCACCUCGAGCCGCCUUGAAGCCGGAUCCCAGAAACACCUUCUGACCCGCCGCUGGACACGAUGCUUAUUCACUCUGCAACAUGCAGAGUCCGAGUUCACAGAAAGUAAAACUAAUCCCCAUAAUUACCAUGCAUGAUGUGAUAGUCUGGCCUUCCUGGAAUUGAGUUUUAAUUUUUGAUUUUGUGGAAAGAAUAAAGUGUGACGCAGUGGGAUUGCUGCAAUCUACAGAAAGCUAAAAUAGAUACUGAACCUUUUUUUGCACCAAGUGUGUUGUAUGUAUGUUAUUCUGCUAUUCGAGAAUAAGUAGUGCUGUGUUCUAUUUAAAUGUUCUCGAGUGUUACAUGACGUUUUUUUUUUUUUUUCAUUACUGUAGCCCUUUUAUCGAUGACUGUUUCUACUUCGCUGUUGACCGUAUGUGGUGACAUUUCUUUUGGUAUUUGUGGUGAGUCAAGUGUUGCUUUUUUUCUUCUUCACAAAGACAUUUAUCAUCUGAGCGUUGACAAAGUAGUGCACCUCCAGCAUGGCCAUCUCAAAUAUGGCACGUUAUUUCCCCCCCCAAAAAUAGCAUCUUCCCACAAUUGUAAAUAUCCAUGCUUAGAUGUUUAAGUCACAUGUCUUAUUAAAAUGGUCGUGCAAAAAAACAUAACCAACCACAAUACUUUAAGUGAAUGAUCACAGGUGAGCUAUUAACAAAUGUCCAAUCUAUGGAGAUCUAUUUCAGGUCUCCAUAUUUCUCCAGAGUGGUUUAAAAGAGCAAAAUGGAUGUCAAAUCCUCUGAUAUUAGAGUGUAACCUAGAGCUAUUUGUGAUGUACAUUCCAUGCAUAAUUAUGUGGUCAAUAAAUAAGAUUUAAUGAGAGUA